CCUUUCCAUCUCUCUCUCUCUCUCUCUCUCUCUCUCUCUCCCCCACGCGACCGGGGCCCAGGCGAGCCUAAUUCCCCGCCGUCGCUACCGCUCGCCGUUGCCGUUUCGGUUCGGUUUCGUUUUCGUUAGGGCGGAGAAAGUGGUACGGAGGCGGGGGGGCAUGGCCGACGCGACAGGGACGCCGGGGCUGCCGGUGGCGGCGGGGAGGGAGAAGGACAAGGAGGGCCGCCGCCGCUGGGCGGCCAGGUGCGGCUUCGCCGUACUCGGCAUCAUGAGCACCCUCCUCGUCUACGGCGUCCUCCAGGAAAAAAUCAUGAGGGUUCCCUAUGGAGCUGAGAAGGAGUUCUUUAGAUACUCACUUUUUCUUGUGUUCUGCAACCGUAUCACUACAUCAAUGGUGUCUGCACUGGUGUUACUGGCAAGUAAGAAAUCCUUGGGCCCUGUUGCUCCAAUCCACAAUUACUGUGUUGUCUCUGUAUCAAAUAUACUUACCACGACUUGCCAGUAUGAGGCCCUGAAGUAUGUCAGCUUCCCUGUCCAAACACUUGCCAAAUGCGCGAAGAUGAUACCUGUCAUGAUUUGGGGCACAAUAAUAAUGAGAAAGAAGUAUGGUGGAAGAGAUUACUUCUUUGCAGUCAUUGUAACUAUGGGUUGCUCAUUGUUCAUUCUAUACCCGGCAUCGGUGGAUGUCAACCCAUUCAAUAAAGGCAGAGAAAGCACUGUUUGGGGUGUUUCACUCAUGCUUGGUUACCUUGGAUUUGAUGGGUUCACAAGCACGUUCCAAGAUAAACUCUUCAAAGGGUAUGAUAUGGAAAUACACAACCAGAUAUUCUACACGACAAUGUGCUCUUGUCUUCUUAGUUUAACUGGACUUAUUCUCCAGAAUCAUAUGAUUCCAGCUGUGGACUUUAUGUUUCGUCAUCCAGAUUGCUUCUCUGACGUCGUAAUCCUAUCCAGCGUUGCAACAGCAAGUCAGUUCUUCAUAUCCUACACCAUUCGAACAUUUGGGGCUCUCACAUUUGCUACCAUAAUGACAACUAGACAGUUGGUGAGUAUAUUGCUGUCCUGCGUCUGGUUUGUACAUCCUCUCAGCUGGAUGCAGUGGGUUGGCGCCGCCAUUGUAUUCGGAGCCCUGUACACAAAAAGCUUCUUGAGAAGUAAGCCCCAGAGGCCAGCGGCUACAAGCCCGUCGCAGGGUUCAAGCCCGAAUUCUGCUAACAACAGUUGACCAAAUUACAUAGGAAAAAUCUAGUUGUUUGCCUUGCUGUACCAGAACGUCUUCGUGUCCGAGAUUGAUGACAUCCCGAUGAGUUAACUCAACAGAUAGGUUCCAGAGCAAUAGAACAGCUCCUAACCUGGAGAUGAGAAGGCUGAAGGUCUUAGUCUUAGUUUAGUAUCCAAUGACCAAUUGUUCAGGCAGCCCAGCAUGUGUUAACUGAGCUCGAUUGCCAAUUAUGUGGCUCAGGCCAUUCUCUGUUAACUACACUGCAUCACGCCAGCUGCUUAUAACCAUGAAACCUGAUGUACACUGUAUUUUAAUUUUAUUCCGUAGAAAAUUUUUACACCCGCAGCAACAGAAAGGCUUGUAACUACAAACUUCUCUUGGUAUGUGCAUGUGUGAUGUGAGC
Molecule: messenger RNA, 1628 nt
Organism: Phragmites australis (common reed)
Lineage: Eukaryota; Viridiplantae; Streptophyta; Magnoliopsida; Poales; Poaceae
Product: UDP-galactose/UDP-glucose transporter 5-like
Exons: 11
Coding region: 161-1228 (355 amino acids)
Biological process (GO): transmembrane transport
Cellular component (GO): Golgi membrane; endoplasmic reticulum membrane
Molecular function (GO): 3'-phosphoadenosine 5'-phosphosulfate transmembrane transporter activity
Source: RefSeq, a predicted model, not a curated record